AUGGAGGCGGGCGCGGGGGGUUCGCGCGCCCACCUGGCCGCGCUGGUGCUGGCCCGCGGCGGCAGCAAGGGGAUCCCGCUGAAGAACAUCAAGCUGCUGGCGGGGGUGCCGCUCAUCGGCUGGGUGCUGCGCGCCGCCACCGACGCCGGCGUCUUCCACAGUAUCUGGGUUUCUACAGACCAUGAUGAAAUUGAGAAGGUUGCAAAGCAGUUUGGUGCUCAAGUCCAUCGCAGAAGCCCCGAAGUUUCUCAAGACUCCUCAACUUCUCUAGAAGCUAUCAGAGAGUUUCUUAAUCAUCAUCAUGAAGUUGAUAUUGUAGGAAAUAUUCAAGCAACAUCUCCUUGUUUACAUCCCAGUGAUCUUAUAAAAGUAGCAGAUAUGAUCCAGAAGGAGGGAUUUGAUUCUGUCUUCUCUGUUGUGAGACGGCAUCAAUUCAGAUGGAGCGAGGUGAAAAAAGGAGAAAACAAAAUGACAGAACCCCAAAACCUGAAUCCAGCAAAACGGUACCGGAGGCAAGAUUGGCCUGGGGAGCUGUAUGAAAAUGGUUCAUUUUAUUUUGCUAAGAGACACUUGAUUGAGAAAGGCUACUUGCAGGGUGGGAAAAUGGCCUACUAUGAAAUGCGUGCAGAGCACAGUGUGGAUAUUGAUAUAGACAUUGAUUGGCCUAUUGCAGAGCAGAGAGUAUUGAGCUUUGGAUAUUUUGGCAAAGAGCCAUUGAAAGAAGUGAAGCUGUUGGUUUGCAGUAUUGAUGGGUGCCUGACAAAUGGUCGCAUUUAUGUGACAGAAGAUCAGAAGGAAAUGGUCUCCUAUGAUUAUAGAGAUAUUGUUGGUGUUGAUCUAUUAAAGAAAAGAGGAAUCCAGGUUCGACUCAUCUCUGAAAGAGAUUGUUCAAAAACACUGUCAGCCAUGCAGCUGGGAUGUAUAGCGAAGGUUAACACAGCAGAUAAAUUACAAGUCCUGGAGGACUGGCAAAAAGACAUGGGUCUGAGCUGGAAAGAAGUCGCUUACUUAGGAAAUGAGGAGUCUGAUGUGGAAUGCCUGAAGAAAGCUGGCAUGAGUGGUGUGCCUGCUGAUGCCUGUGCAGUUGCUCAGAAGGCUGCUGGUUAUAUUUGUAAAAGCAAUGGUGGCUGUGGAGCUGUCCGGGAGUUUGCAGAACACAUUUUCCUCUUGUUAGAAAAAGUGAACUCUGCGAGGAAGCAAAUGCAAGGAAUUAGUUCAGCGGGAAAGGAAAUGGGGAAAUGA
Molecule: messenger RNA, 1242 nt
Organism: Indicator indicator
Lineage: Eukaryota; Metazoa; Chordata; Aves; Piciformes; Indicatoridae
Gene: CMAS
Product: cytidine monophosphate N-acetylneuraminic acid synthetase
Exons: 8
Coding region: 1-1242 (413 amino acids)
Molecular function (GO): N-acylneuraminate cytidylyltransferase activity
Source: RefSeq, a predicted model, not a curated record